AUGCAAGGUUACGGAUCGCCCCAGCAACAACAUCCUUACGGCUCGCCUGCUCCAGGUUACCAGCAAGCACCUCCUCCACAAGGUUACCAACAGGGUUACCAACAGCAACAACAACAAGGCGCUUAUCAGCAAGGCGCUUAUGGCCAAUCCCCAGCUAUUCCUCCAAACGCUAACCAGCAGCUCUAUGGUUGGUUCAAGGCUGUCGAUACCGAUGGUUCGGGUCAGUUGACUGCUGACGAGUUGCAACGUGCUUUGAUCAAUGGCGAUUGGAGCCCCUUCAAUAUCGAAACCGUUCGCAUGAUGGUUAAUAUGUUUGACAAGAUCAAACCGGCUUUCGACGUGGAUGGUUCUGGAAGCAUUGAUCGAAAUGAAAUGUGCAAUGCCUUGAGAACUUUUGGCUACAACCUCUCAGACCGCUUUAUUCAACUUCUUAUCAGCAAGUUUGAUAAAUAUGGUCACGGGACCACAGGCAAAGGAGAUGUGACCUUUGAUAACUUUGUUCAAGCAUGCGUUUCGAUCAAGUCCCUCACUGAUUCUUUCCGACGCUUCGACACGGAUGGUGAUGGUUGGAUUCAAAUCAAGUAUGAAGAUUUCUUGGAGCUUGUGAUUCGUCAGCGUUCGUAA
This is a messenger RNA of Lichtheimia ornata, 624 nucleotides long. RefSeq lists its product as uncharacterized. Bases 1 to 624 code for a protein of 207 amino acids. The transcript is spliced from 6 exons. NCBI's taxonomy places the organism in Eukaryota, Fungi, Mucoromycota, Mucoromycetes, Mucorales, Lichtheimiaceae. Gene Ontology annotation, molecular function: calcium ion binding. The record is from RefSeq and is a predicted model, not a curated record.